UGACGUGUGUAUGUGUGUGCAUGAAUGUUUUUUUAGAAGUGCUGUGAUUUGUAAAAUCGGACAAUAUGUCAGAAGUUCGAGGUUGUUCCUCAUUUUGAGUUUGAGUGUUCUUUGGCGUUUUCCUGGGUUAUUUAUAAUCAUUCUGCUUUUUGAAGUUUUUGUAUCGAGUCUUCAGUCUUCAUAAGGAGACGUACACUUCUGUAAACAUCAUUCAAAGUAAAUAUCAAACCGUUUUAAUUUAUAAUACUGAGUAAAUCUGCCAUGAAUCUCAGAUUUUCACUCAUGGUGUUAUUUCAGCUGUAUCUGAAAGGUUUAAAUGUUCAGACUGACACUGUGAGUGUUCAGACUGAAUCAGUUUGUGCUCCUGCAGGAUCAACUUUGUUUCUGGGGUCUGAAUGUUUUCUUUCUAGAUGGAUGUUUCAGUCAUGGAUACUCAGAACAAAUAAUAAAGAAACUAUAGUAGAUCCCAGUAAGGACUCCAGAUACAGAUAUAUUAAAGAUUUAUUUAAUUGGUGUUACCUAAAAAUUGAUCGUGUAAAAGAGACAGACGCUGGCACAUAUUACAUGAGCUUCAUGUACAGAGAAGGAAACGCCCAAAUUGGUCUAGCAGAAUUCACUGUACAUGUGACAGAUCUUCAGGUGUCUGUGGACUCUGAUCAUGUGACUGAAGGUCAAAACGUCACACUGACCUGUAAGACCAGCUGCCCUCAGAAACAAACCUUCAUCUGGUUCAAGAACAAGGUUCCUUUGAAUGUCCGCUAUUCCAGCGAUCAGCUGCAUGUUUCUGCGGUGAGUCGUGAGGAUUCAGACCGAUACUCGUGCGCACUGGAACACUUUCACAGUGUCACUCAUGUGGCGUAUGAAAGCGCUGGAAUCAUAACGCUGUCGUCGCUCCUGAUUAUUGUCAUGCUGCUGGUUUGUGCAGCUCUGUGGAUGAUGAAAAAAUACCAAAAGCUCAAAAGACCUGAAGGAAAAGAGCAAAGCAAACAGGAUGAAAAUGUGUAUGCAAAUGACACAAUACUGCCUGUGACCUUUGACCUGGAGGAGAAAGGAAAGUCAGUUCACCAGGAGGAGGAAGUUCAGUACUCUCAUGUUCAUUUCUGCAAAUUCACAAAUGCCCAGUUUACUGCAACUUCUGCACAGGAAGCUGAUGUUCAGUACGCUCAGAUCACAGUGCAAUGUCAGAACAACAGCGGUAAAUGCUGACAUGAUGAGUAAUAUCAACAUUUUAACCCUGCUUUAAGCCAGAGUUAUGAAGUACUAGUCUGAAAAAUUGAAUUUUGUUAAAUGGAAGAGCCUUUAGACAAAUCUAAAAAACAAAUGUGUUUUUUGUUGAGCAUCAUUUCUGAUACAUAAGGUUUUAUGGCUCAUAUAGUCUGAUAUAGUGCAAAUAUAAAGGAAAAAAUAGCUAAAUUUUAUUCAGAGACUCAAACUGAGCAAAAAUAUUCAAUUUGGUGCAGAUGCUGAUAUUUGAUGUUUGAUAUUUUAAAGAAGUCUUUUCUGCUCACUAAGCCUGCAUU
Labeo rohita (rohu) is the source of this 1520-nucleotide messenger RNA. RefSeq lists its product as uncharacterized. Bases 262 to 1206 code for a protein of 314 amino acids. NCBI's taxonomy places the organism in Eukaryota, Metazoa, Chordata, Actinopteri, Cypriniformes, Cyprinidae. The transcript is spliced from 6 exons. The record is from RefSeq and is a predicted model, not a curated record.